AUGUCAAUUAAUUCAACAUUUUCAUCAUAUAAAUCAGAAGGUUGGGAUAAAUUAUCAGAUUCAACACUUUUAAAAAUUGGUGGACCAACAGAACCAUUUUCAAUUGAUGCACUAAAUUUAACGAUUCCAAAAGAGAAAUUGAAUGAAAAGAUAAGAAUAUUAGAUAUUGCAGCAGGUGUUGGUAAUUUAACAAUUCCAGCAAGUAGACAAUUCCCAAAUUCAGAGAUUGUUGCAACUGAUUAUUCAAAAUGUAUGAUUGAUUCAUUGAAUUUAAUAAUUGAGCAAAAUAAAAAUAAUAUUAAAAAUGUUAAAACUCUAAUUGUUGAUGGUCAAAAUAUGGUAGAGAUCGAAUCUGAAUCAUUCGAUUACUGUUUUUCAAUGUUUGGUUUAAUUUAUUUCCCUGAUAGGUUAUCAGGUAUGAAAGAGAUGUAUAGAAUUUUAAAAUCAAAUAAUCAAUCACGUACUUCAAUUGGUAGUUGGCAAUCUGAUGCUUUCUUACCCUCAUUAUUAGAGAAAACUUAUGAACAAGUAACAAGUGGUAGUGGUGGUGGUUUGAAAUUAACAUCAAAACAACCAGCUUUAUCAUUAGAUGAUAAAGUUUUGUUUAAGAGUGAAUUGGAACAAGCUGGUUUUAAAAAUGUUGUAAUUCAUAGUGUUAAACAUAUAAUUAAAAUCAAUGAUUUAGAACCAUUAUUAUCACCUAAAAAUCCAAUUGUUGAUGAUUUCUUUAAAUUAAUAAAUUAUGAAAAUAUUGAUAAAUUUAAAGAAACUUUUAAAUCAAUUGCAAAUUCAUUAUAUAAAAAAGAUGAAAAUGGUAAUUAUUUAUCUGAAUGGAAUUGUUUUAUUGGUAUUGGCGAAAAAUAA
Messenger RNA from Dictyostelium discoideum AX4, 864 nucleotides. RefSeq lists its product as hypothetical. The transcript has a single exon. The record is from RefSeq and is a predicted model, not a curated record. The coding region runs from base 1 to 864 and encodes 287 amino acids. NCBI's taxonomy places the organism in Eukaryota, Evosea, Eumycetozoa, Dictyosteliales, Dictyosteliaceae.